Molecule: messenger RNA, 249 nt
Organism: Ilex paraguariensis (yerba mate)
Lineage: Eukaryota; Viridiplantae; Streptophyta; Magnoliopsida; Aquifoliales; Aquifoliaceae
Source: the annotation of a GenBank genome assembly
AUGGCUGUGGUGCCAGAAAAUCUGGAAUGGUCUCUCACGGUCCCGAGCGUAAAAGAGCUCGUGAUCCAACUUCCGGCGACCGUGCCAACUCGAUACAUAAGAGAUGAGAAGGACGCCCCUAUUGCUCCGGUCUCUGAUCCUUCCGUUUGCAUACCCUUGAUCGACAUGGCAAAGCUUGUCAAUCCAAAGGACAGAGAAAUGGAGCUUCAGAAGCUUCAUGUUGCAUGCAAAGACUGGGGGAUAUUUCAG